CAGUCAGUGAGUACGGGAGGCACUUAGACCGGGUGCCCAUUUCACAUUAUAUCCGUAGUCGUAGUCGCAGUCCGCCCCCUUCACGCCACGCAGGAAGACGCGAACGUCAGUUUUGUUUCUUCCGGAGCCAACCAGCUGCAGGCUCGCCUUUCCCGGCUACCUGUGAUCCAAAUCGUUGCCGUCGCCGCCCCGACAAGGAAGAAACUCUGGGACAUGGCCAGACCAGAACAAGUCCUGGUGCUGGAGCCACAACACGAGCUGAAAUUCCGAGGACCAUUCACCGAUGUUGUCACUGCCAAUCUGAAGCUCACCAACCCUACAGAUAGAAAUGUGUGUUUCAAAGUCAAGACAACCGCACCUCGCCGUUACUGUGUUCGCCCAAACAGCGGCAUCAUCGACGCUGGAACCUCCAUCAAUGUUUCUGUUAUGCUGCAGCCUUUCGACUACGACCCCAAUGAGAAGAGUAAACACAAAUUCAUGGUGCUGUCCAUGCUGGCUCCCUACGACAUGACUGACAUGGAGGGCGUUUGGAAGGAGGCCAAGCCUGAGGAGUUGAUGGAUUCAAAGCUGAGAUGUGCCUUCGAGAUGCCUCUUGAAAAUGAUAAAGCGACGGAGUACGCCUCACUGCCAGUGGCGUCCAGCGCCUCGCUGGAUGACGGAGAGGGGAAGAAGAUCAUGGAGGAGUACAAGCGACUGCAGGCAGAUGUGCAGAGACUACGGGAAGAGAACAAACAGAUCAGGGAGAAUGACGGUCUGCGGAAGAGAAAAUUGGCGGCGGCUGCAGCCGAUUCCUCCCCCUCCUCCUCUGUCAUGGCCUCCUUGGCCACCAGGGACGAAGGCUUGAGCACCCGUGUGGUGGCGCUGUGCGUUCUCUUCUUUGUCAUUGGGGUCAUCAUCGGCAAGCUGGCCCUGUAGACGCACAGACGGACAACACAGCGACGGACGGACAGACGGAUGGCUGGUGGCCUGGAAGGACACGUGUCAUUGACGGCAACUUGAGGAGGUCUUCUCGGCUUUAAAUUUUCUCUCUCUGUCUUAUUUUUAACCUUUGAGGCAAUAUGGUUCUGCCUUGUCAUGGCAGGGCUAAAAAAAAGGAAACAUUGGAAUGUGUUCUAAGAAAACAAAGAAAUUAAACCUGGACUUUUCUCUCUUUUGUCUGUGUGUGUGAAAUAAUCACCACCUUCAAUCCAGCGGCUCCGUCCAUCGCUCUCGAUCCUUAAGAGCUUGCACAGGUAACAAUUAGUGGUGAUGUGGCUCAAGGCUUCCAUUGAUUCCCAACUGAUGUCACUUCAAACAAACACAUGCUCUUAUUACCGAUAAUCUACACAGAGAUGGAACACUAGUGAAGUGAACCUUUAUAUUCUGGACUUCAAUUUUAUGUAUGUAAAUGUUUGUACGUUGAGGGUGAGAGGGUGGAUGCUUGCAUAAAAGAGCACAUGUCAGAUAUCUUGUGAUAAGUUAUUGGGGCUUUUUGUCCAGUCUCAGCUACCGGAACCAUAAAGAGAAUCUCCUCUAGUCAUGUGAUUCAAAGGUGUAUUUGGUUUUCCCAGGCUGCACUUUGCCAACAAUGGCCCUCCACUUGUGUACAGAAAGAACCUAGCCGCUAACUCAUUAAGAGCCGUAAACUUCAUGCAAAACCAAUGUAGACAUUUUCAAUAAACACUUGUAUGCAACAAUA
This is a messenger RNA of Hippocampus zosterae (dwarf seahorse), 1678 nucleotides long. RefSeq names its product vesicle-associated membrane protein-associated protein B-like. The record is from RefSeq and is a predicted model, not a curated record. Gene Ontology annotation, biological process: endoplasmic reticulum membrane organization. Gene Ontology annotation, molecular function: FFAT motif binding. Gene Ontology annotation, cellular component: endoplasmic reticulum membrane; plasma membrane. NCBI's taxonomy places the organism in Eukaryota, Metazoa, Chordata, Actinopteri, Syngnathiformes, Syngnathidae. The transcript has 6 exons. The coding region runs from base 214 to 915 and encodes 233 amino acids.